Mangifera indica (mango) is the source of this 787-nucleotide messenger RNA. Its product is annotated as macrophage migration inhibitory factor homolog. Gene Ontology annotation, molecular function: phenylpyruvate tautomerase activity. Bases 208 to 546 code for a protein of 112 amino acids. The record is from RefSeq and is a predicted model, not a curated record. The transcript has 2 exons. NCBI's taxonomy places the organism in Eukaryota, Viridiplantae, Streptophyta, Magnoliopsida, Sapindales, Anacardiaceae.
GUGGGCCAAAUUUGAUAGUCUAAAGGCUCUUCAGCCUCCAUGGUCCCGUGCACCAUUUACCGACUGAAAAUGGCGCAACAUCAAUAUGAUUUGUGGGCGUUUGCCAUGUAGACUCCAGUUAUAUAAACUACCAAUCUUUCCACCUCUUUUUCAGUUCUCUCUCCCUUCUUCACCAUCACCUAAAAGAAGAAGAAGAAGAAGAAGAAGAUGCCUUGCCUUUAUAUCUCUACUAACGUCAACCUCGAUGGCCUUGACGCUGACCCCAUCUUCUCUGCCGCCACGAAAGCCGUUGCAGAGAUCAUCGGACGUCCCGAAAAUCUGGUUAUGGUGAUACUGAAGGGGUCAGUGGCGAUAUCGUUCAAUGGGAAUAAAGAACCAGCGGCGUACGCAGAGAUAGUUUCAAUGGGUGGCAUUAACAGAGAGGUGAAGAGGAAGCUUAUUUCAACUCUUGGUUCAAUUUUACAGGCCAAACUGUCGAUUCCCACUGCAAGAUUCUUCCUCAAGGUUUAUGAUACGACAGCGGAUCGAACCAGCUCCAGAUUAUGAUUCCCAGAAGGGGCAAAUUGAUUAAUAUCUACGGUGAACUGGGUAAAGCAAUCUAUUAAGACUAAAAGAAUAAAGAUUGUUGAAUGAUGUUGAUUAUUGAGUGUUUAGUUGACUAUCAACUAAAUUAAGCUUAAAUUUUACUGGUUUAAUUUGAAUUAGUUCAAACUCAGAUAUUUAAAUUGAUUUACACAUGGUUGGAGAAACAAAUCUUUGACUUGUUUCCUCCGAGUUUGAAGUUAAA